AUGAAACUUCUUGAUUCCGAUGAUGAUGAUGAGGACGUCGGGGAAACAUCCAACUCACUGGAAAUCAACAAGAACUAUGCUGAACGUUACGAUAAUUGGAGGAGACUAGAAGAACUACAAAAGAUCAAGGGACACAAUACGGCGAUAAUCUCGAUGACACAUCUUCGAGUGAAGAAGAGCCUAGAAUACGAUAGUGCUAUCUAUGAUGGAACGUCCUCGUUUUGGCACGAUAGUGGUGGAGACGAAGCAAAUGAGCGGGAGAAAGCGAAAAAGAAGGAUCGAAAACCGAAGCCGAUGUACCUCAAAGAUUACGAGCGGAAACUGAUCCUAGAGAAAGGAGGUCAAAUAGACGAGAGCGACGAGGAAGAUGAACAGAAAGGCUCAAAUUAUUUUGAACAACAAGAACAGAUACGGAACGAACUGCGUCGAGUGGUUGAAAGUAAUGACGAUGGCAACGUUUCUGAUGAAUCGGACGAUUUGCUCGUUCCCAAAGUGAAAACCAAGGAGGAGAAGGAAGCAGAAGACAACGAUUUUUAUUCCUGGAUGAAAUCACAGGACUCACAGGAAGUUAGUGAUGACGAUAGUCUGAAAGGACUCAAAAAGGCUUGGAAGGAUCCAAAUAUUGAUGAAGGGGAAAAGUUUUUGCGUGACUAUAUCCUGAAUAAAGAUUUCAUUCCUGAAGCUGAAGACAAGUAG
Messenger RNA from Cooperia oncophora, 696 nucleotides. The record is from the annotation of a GenBank genome assembly. NCBI's taxonomy places the organism in Eukaryota, Metazoa, Nematoda, Chromadorea, Rhabditida, Trichostrongylidae.